This is a messenger RNA of Oncorhynchus tshawytscha (Chinook salmon), 774 nucleotides long. Its product is annotated as dynein axonemal assembly factor 8-like. The coding region runs from base 1 to 735 and encodes 244 amino acids. The transcript is spliced from 5 exons. The record is from RefSeq and is a predicted model, not a curated record. Lineage: Eukaryota; Metazoa; Chordata; Actinopteri; Salmoniformes; Salmonidae.
AUGAUUUUCUUCCAACACUCAGCUCUGCCCCUGGUGAUGGAGAGGGAAGCAGCCCCUUUGGACGUGUUCUUGAUAGUGUCCCCAGCGGUGGCGCCGUGCUGCUACAGCCGGGUUCUGUCUGUGUGUGAGGGCAGAGGGUUCAGUCUGAGGGGGGUCCAGAGACUGCAGCUCCCCACCAAACAAACCCAGGCACUGGGACUCACCAGACAGCAGGUGUCAGUGUUCUGCAGUCCACCCACUGUUACUGUGGAUGAGAAGAAGGUUGAACUGUCUUCCCACUGCCUGGUCUUACUUCUGAGGAGAGAGAGUGGCCUGCGUCACUGUGCCAGCCUGCCUGCAGCCCUUGUGAAAGAGUUGGAGACACAGAGGUUGUUGGGAUGUAUCCACAUCAGACUGUCAGAUGAAGGAAAGCUGGACCCGAGCAGCUGCUUUCACAUGUUGCCCUACAGAGAGAGCCUGCUCCAUAGCUUUGGUGGGCGUAUGUGGGCCGUACCCAACCCCUGCAAUGUGGUGCUGUCCAAUCACAGGUGUCCAUCCAACCCAGAGCUGGAGCAGGUGGUGGUGCUUACGCUGGCUGGAAGGGACAUCAGUCAGGGCCUGCUACACAGGCUCUGGGCAGGGGACACAACAGAUACUUUACCCCACAUUAACCAUUCCCACAACACAGCCCAUGUAAUUAAAUAUAUGAGACAAUGUGGCUGCCCACAUUGUCUCGACAGCAUGCGCGCGAGGUGAGCCCCUAUUAGGUAAGUGACCGUCUGUGGCAGAGCAGCA